Monoraphidium neglectum is the source of this 1125-nucleotide messenger RNA. RefSeq names its product transaldolase. Gene Ontology annotation, biological process: carbohydrate metabolic process. NCBI's taxonomy places the organism in Eukaryota, Viridiplantae, Chlorophyta, Chlorophyceae, Sphaeropleales, Selenastraceae. Gene Ontology annotation, cellular component: intracellular anatomical structure. The coding region runs from base 1 to 1125 and encodes 374 amino acids. The transcript has 11 exons. The record is from RefSeq and is a predicted model, not a curated record.
AUGCGGUUCGCACUGCAAGUUAUAGGGCUGGGGGCCGCAGUAUACAAAGCGGCGCGUAUCGGCGCCAAUGAGCUGCAGGCGCUCUCUCGCCUGUCAAGCGUGGUUCCCGACACGUUGCUUUUGGAGACGCCGGUGCAGCUGAAGGCGGCGACCGUCUCUGCCCAGGUCUUGAAGGGAGUGUUGGCAUCAGGCCAGCUAGGCCUGAAGCCCUUCAUGAAUGCCAUCGAGAAUUCGCUGACAUACGACAAGUGCCUGCAGCUGCAGGGCGCGGAGCGCGCGUCAUGCCAGCUGGACAAGGCUCUCGCAAACGUUGGCAGCAUGCUGGCGCAGCAGGUGGAGGGGCGCGUGGCCACUGAGCUGGACCCGCGCCUCGCGCACGACAAGGACGCGCUGGUGGCGAGGGCGCGGGGCAUCCUGGCGUUGUACCAGGAGAUGGGAGUGCCCCCCAGCAAGCUCAUCUUCCGCGUGCCCGCCACGUGGGCGGGCAUCCAGGCAGCGGCGGCGCUGGAGGCGGAGGGCACCGCCACGCAGGUCUUCCACAUCUACAGCCUGAUCCAGGGCAUCGCGGCGGCGCAGGCUGGCGUGAGCGUCAUCCAGCCCAACGUGGGGCGCACGCGCGACUGGUACAACAAGCACCCCGGCGUGAUCAGGGACCCCCACGGCCCGCGCGAGGACAGCGGGUUUGCCAGCCGCGUGGACCCCGGGCUGCAGCUGGUGCGGCGGCUGUACGGCUACGUCAACGCGCGGCACCCCAAGACGCAGGUCAUGGCCUCCGGGAUCCGCACCAAGGACGACGCGCUGGCGCUGGCGGGCUGCGACUACCUGGUGCUGUCAGCACGAGUUAUGGCCGACCUGGAGGCCAGCCCCACGCUGCAGGGCUACAACUCCGGCCUCAAGGCCACCGCCUCCGCUGACGAGGACGAGGGCGUGCCGCGCGCGCUGGCGCCGGACACCCUGGGCGACGACGAUGACGUGGCGCCGCUGGGGGCUGUGACUGAGGAGGCCUUUAACGACGGCCUGGGGCUGGCUGGCAGGGAGCUGCUGGACCAGGGUGUGGCGGGCAUGGUGGCCGACAUCCGGGGCGUCCUGCCCUACUUUGAGCAGAUGGCCGUCAGCGCCGAGUGA